This is a messenger RNA of Symbiodinium natans, 684 nucleotides long. The record is from the annotation of a GenBank genome assembly. Lineage: Eukaryota; Dinophyceae; Suessiales; Symbiodiniaceae.
AUGCCUUUCAGUAUGUCUUUUGCCAAACCCAUGGUCAUGUUGCCGACAGCGCGCUUGCUUGCUGCCGUUGCCAUACUGCCACUCCUAUCAGCUUUACGCCACGAAGUUGAACACGGAACUGCAGAGUUGCAGGCAUCCGGUCACGAGUCGAAGUGGACACAGUGCUGCGUGGUAGAUGGCACGGAAAAAGUGUCUUUGACGAGCUCCUCUUUCCGCCGAGAGGCAAAGAGCAUCCUCCAAGACAUUACCUACAGCGGUGCCUACGGCACGAAGGAUGCCUUCUACACGGGCCGCUACGUGAAGCAUUGCAAGCUCGCCUUGCAGUUCGAUACAUGUCCGAGCGUUCACCCCACCCUCUUCAACAUCUACGAGUAUGAGGAUGCCUCUAAGCUGGUUGGAAGAAUUGACAGCUUCUUGGCCAAGUACUACGUCCUUAGCCAGACAUACCUCUUUGCUGCGCCAGAGUGUCCCGGAUCACUGCAAGCCGCCAAAGACACCAACCGGUGCACCAGCGACUUCCAGCACUUUAUGAAGCUCCUGUCUCUGUGGAAGGAUGGGAUGUCUCUGGUGGAACAAGUGAACAAGCUCAAAGGUUUUCGUGGCUACUUCGUAAACAAGGAACACAAGAGAACUCUGGACAGGAAGCUCGAGAACGUCAUGUCCCAGCUGGAGGCCUUGUGGUAG